AAUCAUAAUUGUGUGUGAUAUAAAGACAUAAAGUUAAGAAAAAUUAUAUUUUUAGAAAUACAUAUUUCGUUUUGUGUUUGUUAUGUUUUAUGUUCUUAUUCAACAUUCUAUUUUAUGUAUAUAUGUAUCAUAGUAAAUAAACACAAUACAACUUUUGUCUACUGUGAUAUUUUAAAUAGUUCUAAAAUUUUAUAGUCUUUUAAUAUUCAUUAAAAUUUCAAGAUGUCGAAAAAGAUUCCACUUACUCAGAAUGACAUACAACCUACAUUUAAAGGAUUUAUCGAACGUAUAAAAAAGAAAAGUAUUACACAAUCUAGCACUCCUAAGUCAUCAAAUAUAAAUAUAAAACCAGAUGAUGUGGAUAGACCUAAGGAUUUUGAACCUUCCAAUACAGAAAAAUUAGAAACAAAUGAUAAAACAUCAUUUAUAUCUUCUGAUAAUUUGAAUGAUUCAGCACAUAGUGCUAUUGAAAGUCCUAUAAAAGUAAAUGAUAAUUUAAAUAAUAGUGAAUAUUCUAAAAAGGAGAUACCACUUAUAAAUGAAAAAAUUGGGCUAAAAUUAGCAAAAUUCAAAAAUGUACAAAAAUCAAAAAUUAAACCUAAUUACUUAUCAGAUAGUGAAGAUGAUAUAGUGAUGAAACCAAUUUUAAGUUUAAAUAGAAAAAAAACGAUUUUUGAUAGUAGUGGCGAAGAACAAAUAUUAAAUCAAAAUUUAUCACCUUUAAAAGGAGAUAAACUUGAUAGUGUAUCUAUGCAAACAUCUAUUGGGAGCAAUAAUGUGCAAACAGAAGUACAAAAAAGAAAUUUAAUUGAAAAUAAUAGUCCAAGAACUCCAAAGAAAUAUUCUAAAUUCAAAAAAGAAGAAAAUAUUAUAAUAUCAGAUUCAGAUAGCAGCCCAAAUUUUAAACAAAAUUCAAAAAGAAUUACAAAAGGAUGGGUAGGACCCGAUUUCAAAUUAGAUUUAAAACCGUUAGGCUUAGGAAAUCAAUUGGAUUCAUGGAUACAAUCUGCAAAAGAGAAACCAAUAAUGUCUUCAGUACCAAUUACAAAAGAUAAAUUGGAAGAUAGAUGUAAAUAUUUAAAAGAUUUUCAAAUAGAAAUUCUUGGUAAAUUUUACAGUGCAUUAGAUCAAAUACCAUUGCCAGUGUUAGAAAAAUUUCCACAGUUUAAUGUAAAUACAUAUAAAAAUUUAAAAAUUUUAUAUCAACAUGUUAAAGCAAAAAUACGUUUGGUUGAGACAAAAUUAGCACAUGUUAAAACUGACGAAAAGCAAAAACUUGCUGAUGAAGAAUUAUCUGAAGUUAGAAAUAAAUUCACAAAUAAUUCACCAUUAACUAAAACUUUAAAUCAACAGUCAAUUAUAAGUAUUUCAGAUAGUGACGAUUUCAGUACAUCUAAUAAUAGUAAUUUAUUAGAUGCAGAAUUAAGUGAUACUAUGAGAACACAAACCACAACUUUGUCUACAGUAAAAGAAUUUCCCCAAUUAUUACAAACAAAAAUCGAGUCGCAAGUGAAGGAUCAAAAGAAAAAUAUAGAUUUACAUGGUUCUGAACAAACUAAAUUAAAUGAUUCUCUAGUUCAAGGCAAAAAGAGUACAUUUCAAUUGAAAAGACCUGUCAAAGCAACAAUUGGAUCUGAGGUUUCUAAACAAAUAGGAGAAAUAUGGAAAAAGGAAGAAAAAUCUGAAGUUACUAACACUAAAAGUGCAGUUUCUAACUUCAACACAGAUACUAGUUUUGAUAAUAUAUAUGAUUUAGAUAAAGUAGAAAUUAAUAAAAGUCCAUAUCUUGAAUCGAAAAAAAAAGAAAAUUUUGAAAUUCCUGAGAAAUUAAAACAUGAAAAUAAACAAGAUGAUUGGAAUAUAAUAGAUGAAUCAUAUAUAGAAGACAAUAUCUCAUUUUCUGAAGACAUGGUUGAUAGUUUAACUCAAGAACUUCAACAAUUUCCUGCAUUGAGUAAAGAUUGUAAUAUAAACUUAAGUUUAUUAGAUGUUACGCAAAAUGCUGAUAAUAAUAAAAAUGCAAAACAACAGAAAAAAGAUGAAAUAGGUUUACAAAUAGGUAUUUUUACUGGAAGUUAUAAAAAUGAUGGUGUUAGCGGUGAAUUUGAUGGAUUAACAUAUCCGCAUUCGCGAGAAAUGUUAAAGGUCUUCCGACAAAAAUUUGGAUUAUAUUCAUUUAGACCAAAUCAAUUGCAAGCAAUUAAUGCUGCAAUGUUGGGGUUUGAUUGUUUUGUUUUAAUGCCAACUGGAGGAGGAAAGUCACUGUGUUAUCAACUCCCAGCACUCUUAUUGAGUGGAGUAACUAUAGUAAUUUCACCAUUAAAAAGUCUUAUUCUUGAUCAAGUUCAUAAACUCACUUCUCUUGAUAUUCCAGCUGCACAUAUGUCCGGUGGAAUAACAGAUAGUCAAACAGAUGGAAUAUAUAGAGAACUUUCAAAAAAAGAACCAGCUCUUAAAUUAUUAUAUGUAACACCAGAAAAGAUCUCUGCAUCUCAAAAAUUUUGCAGUCUUUUAACUACAUUAUAUGAAAGGGAAUUAUUGACAAGAUUUGUUAUUGAUGAAGCACAUUGUGUUAGUCAGUGGGGUCACGAUUUUCGACCUGAUUAUAAAAAAUUAAAGUGUCUUAGAGAAAAUUAUCCUAAAGUGCCAAUCAUUGCAUUAACUGCAACAGCUACACCAAGAGUUAGAACUGAUAUAUUACAUCAGUUAGGUCUUACUGUACCUAAAUGGUUUAUGUCAAGUUUUAAUAGGCCCAAUUUAAGAUACAGCAUAAUUGCCAAAAAAGGCAAAAAUUGUUCAGAUGAAGUAAUAGCUAUGAUAAAAACAAAGUAUAAGAAUGAAUGCGGUAUUGUUUAUUGUUUAUCUCGUAAAGAUUGUGAUGAUUAUGCAGUGCAAAUGAAAAGAAAUGGCAUUAGAGCACUUAGUUAUCAUGCUGGUCUUACAGAUAAUAAUAGGAGUGAUAUUCAAGGACGAUGGAUUUCAGAAGAAAUCAAAGUUGUCUGUGCAACAAUAGCAUUUGGAAUGGGUAUUGAUAAACCAAAUGUGCGAUUUGUAAUUCAUGCAGCUCUUCCGAAAUCUAUUGAAGGUUACUAUCAAGAAAGUGGACGUGCUGGACGUGAUGGAGAUAAUGCAGAUUGUAUAUUAUUUUACAAUUAUACUGAUAUGCAUAGAAUUAGAAAAAUGAUUGAACUAGAUAGGCCAAAUCCCAAUGUAUUAAAAACUCACAUGGAUAACUUAUACAAAAUGGUAUCAUUUUGUGAAAAUAAAACAGAUUGUCGUCGCACGCAACAACUUAAUUAUUUUGGAGAAAUAUUUGAUCGACAACAGUGCAUUGCUAAUAAAGCUACAGCAUGUGACAAUUGUAGAUGUAAAGAUGAUUUCAUUAUGUUAGAUGCAACAGAUGAUGCAAAACAGAUUAUUAAAGCUGUACGUGAUAUUAAUCAAUUAAAAAAUUCUAAGCUUACGCUAGUACUCCUUACAGAUAUAUUUAAGGGAAGUGACCUCAAAAAAUUAAGAGAAUUAGGUCUUACUAAGCAUCCUUUAUAUGGUCGUGGAAAAUCAUGGAAUAGAGGCAAUAUAGAACGUUUACUCCAUCAUAUGGUGCUCAAAGAAUAUUUACAAGAACAGAUGUAUAUAAAUAAUGAAAUUGCUUGUGCUUAUGUAAAAAUUGGACCAAAUGCGAAUGAACUCAUGACAACAAAAAAUGUAAAGGUGAUAAUUCCUACGAGAUCAUCUAGUAGUACUACUGCUGUAGCAACAGUGUCUACAGUUACAAAAAAGAUUGAUAAUGUACUUCUAGAUCUACAAGAACGAUGUUACAAAGAAUUAAUGGAAAUAAUAAAAGGAAUUGCUGGAGCGCUUGAUAUUUCAGCAUCUUCAGUUAUGAAUAUGAUCGCAAUUAGAGCAAUGAGUCAAAAGUUUCCAGAUACUGAAGAAGCUAUGCUGCAAAUCCCACAUGUAACUAAAGCAAAUUUUGAAAAAUAUGGGAAAGCAUUAUUAGAUAUUACACAAAAAUAUGCUGCAGAGAAAUGUGCAUUAAUAAAUGAAGAAAAAGAAGAUAGUAAUAACGAUGAUGAUGAUUGGUAUAACGAUACCUCUACUUCUGUUUCUAAAUCCAAUAUAGUCCGUGGUAAAAAGCGUAAAGGCAAAAGUAUUUACCGAAACGUAAAUAAAAAAGUCAAAUCGGCAGCAUCAAGUUCACAAAAAAGACAAACAACGACGAAAGCAAAAAAUACAACCAGUAACUUAAAUAAAGGUCCAGGACUCAUGAGCCUUAAUCAAAACAGGAAUCCAUAUAAAUAUAUGCAAAUCAAUUAAUAUACUUGUUUUUUUACUGUAUUUAUAUUUAAAAGAGCGCAAUACUCUAUAUAAUACUUAAGAUACAAUGUUUGUAAUACAAAGUGGCAAUUUUGCCAUUUUAACUUAAAAUAAUGCAGCAGUAUUAUGUAAUUAAAAAAAUCUCUGAAAAGUAUGUAUAAAC
Messenger RNA from Frieseomelitta varia, 4480 nucleotides. It is a transcript of the gene Blm, whose product is annotated as Bloom syndrome protein homolog. NCBI's taxonomy places the organism in Eukaryota, Metazoa, Arthropoda, Insecta, Hymenoptera, Apidae. Bases 223 to 4317 code for a protein of 1364 amino acids. The transcript has 15 exons. The record is from RefSeq and is a predicted model, not a curated record. Gene Ontology annotation, biological process: DNA replication; double-strand break repair via homologous recombination. Gene Ontology annotation, molecular function: ATP binding; four-way junction helicase activity; nucleic acid binding. Gene Ontology annotation, cellular component: nucleus; cytoplasm; chromosome.